Macrobrachium nipponense is the source of this 1025-nucleotide messenger RNA. It is a transcript of the gene Tim9a, whose product is annotated as mitochondrial import inner membrane translocase subunit Tim9-like. The record is from RefSeq and is a predicted model, not a curated record. The transcript is spliced from 4 exons. Bases 233 to 532 code for a protein of 99 amino acids. Lineage: Eukaryota; Metazoa; Arthropoda; Malacostraca; Decapoda; Palaemonidae.
GACACGCUUCUGCUACGACUUGUUUCCCUUGCCGUGGUCUGUGCCGUACCGCUAACUUGCUGUUAUAUAUUCUUCGGUAAUUACGGCUUUGCGAAGCUGAAGGAAAAGUAAGGGUACAACCAGGUGCAUUGGUGGGUCUCCCCAUCACUCACUAACUCCCUUGUUACUAGGUUUCAUUGAUUGUGACUGCUUGUUCCAAGGAUAAUCCCAUAUAAAAGAUUCAGGAGGCAACAUGGCUGGCCUAGAUAUGUCAUCAAUGAGUGAAGAAAUUCAAGCAGAAGUUCAAGUGAAGCAAUUCAGAGAUUUUUUAGUUCAAUAUAAUAAAUUGAGUGAAAAUUGCUUUAAUGAUUGCGUAUGGGACUUCACAUCUAGGAGUAUUAGAAAUAAUGAGGAAGACUGUGUACGAAAUUGUGUUGAAAAAUAUACAAAGGUAACACAACGAAUAUCAGAGAGGUUCCAAGAGAUCCAGUUAAUUUCCAAUGAAAAUGCAUUAGCAGCAUCGCAAAAACUGGGGAAGAUGCCUGCAAUUUAAAUUAAUUAUUUUUAAGUACACAAUUGUUUUGUAUAUGCUUAGGAUUUUGUAGUGGUAUCUCUUGUUUAAUUUAAUUUUUUUUAAUAUAUCUCGUCACACAGAAUAUAUACAGUUUGUUUGUGCUUAAAAACAAAAGUUGAAAUUUUCAGAAUUUAGCAUGUUUACCAAAACUUUAAGAAAAUUUUCAUCAAAAUUAAAUGUAAUUAGAUGAUAUCUAUAAAGACUUCCAUCAUAGAUAACUUGAAAUAUGAAAAGUGCAGACCCUUUGCAUGUUAAAUAGUAAUUCCAUUACAAUAGUUUUUGUAUUUAAGGGAAAGUACUUUGUGAUAAAUGUUAUAAUAUUAAUGAGGACAAAAAUAUUCUUAAAAUGAUUGAUUGAAAAAGUUUGGAGAAUUGUAAUUUGUGUUGUUAGUGUCUUUACUUUCAUGUGUAAAUAAUGUACAUGAUUUCUAGUUCUUGUUUUGUAAGAAUAAAGAUUUUAGGUAAUAUCUGA